AUGGGAAAAGUGCGCAAUGAUGACCCAGCACAACUGACAGAUUUCAAGCUCUUGUCUUUCGACGUUUAUUCUACCCUCAUCGAUGAGCAUGGGGGAUUGUUCGAAAGCCUCCUGCCCCUUCUGUCAAAGCUCUCAGACCCAACGCCAUACACCCAAGAUAGAGCUCAUACGCUCAUUGAGUUUCAAGCUUUCGAAUGGAUGCUCCAGCAUGAGAAUCCUACACUUCCUUACCCCGAGGUUCUCUCGCAAGCUUAUGUGCUCUUCGCCAAGUCGCUCUCGCUCGCAGUCCCAUCUGCUGAAGAGGCUAAGACCUUCGGCUCUCAAAUCGGUACCUGGACCGCCUUCCCAGACACUGUUCCUGCCUUGCAAACCCUUGAGAAAUACUACAAACUCGUAAUUCUUAGCAACAUCGACGAUGCGUCCAUAGCCAGAACGGUUUCCGGUCCUUUGGCGGGCGUGGACUUUGAUGCCGUGUACACUGCACAGCAGAUCGGCAGCUACAAGCCUGACUUGAAGAACUUCGAGUACUUGCUGAAGGGAGCGGAGAGGGAGUUGGGUGUGAGAAAGGAGGAUGUGUUGCAUACGUCACAGAGUCUGACGCAUGAAUGUGUGCCAGCGAAGACUAUGGGCAUGAGUAGUGUGUGGAUUGACCGGGAUAGGCAGGAUGAGAAACUGAAGAGCUUGAAGGAAGGUGUGAAUUUCACUUGGAGGUUCGAGACCUUGGGGGAGAUGGCCGAAGCCGUUGAAAUAGCCUUCCAAGACAAGGCCUUCUUCACCUGA
This is a messenger RNA of Cadophora gregata, 780 nucleotides long. RefSeq lists its product as uncharacterized. The coding region runs from base 1 to 780 and encodes 259 amino acids. Lineage: Eukaryota; Fungi; Ascomycota; Leotiomycetes; Helotiales; Ploettnerulaceae. The transcript has 4 exons. The record is from RefSeq and is a predicted model, not a curated record.